AGGCGGCCUGAGAGGACAGAGAGAGGGAGGGGUAGAAGCCACCGACCUCAGGAAGGGAGAAGGGGUUGUGCUCUUGGCCGCACGCAGAGAAAGGGGCGGGGCCGGCGGGCGGGGCGCGAAGGUGCCGAGCUCCCGGGACCGGCCGGCGCGCGGGGCUCUGCGGCCCUCGCCGUCCCAGUGGCCGCUGCCGUCAUUUGGUCGCCGUCGGUGUGCGGGAGGCGGGUUAUGGCGGCGGCGGCAGUGGGAGCUGUGGAUGAAUUCUCCGGGCGGACGACGGAAGAAGAAAGGCUCCGGCGGCCCCAGCAGCCCGGUGCCUCCCAGGCCUCCGCCCCCCUGCCCGGCCCCCGCCCGGCCCGCCCCCAGGCCGGUCCCUCCGCCGGAGUCGCCGCAUAAGCGGAACCUGUACUACUUCUCCUACCCGCUGUUCGUCGCCUUCGCGCUGCUGCGUUUAGUCGCCUUCCACCUGGGGCUCCUCUUCGCGUGGCUCUGCCAGCGCUUCUCUCGCGCCCUCAUGGCCGCCAAGAGGAGCUCCCCGACCGCGCCGGCCUCGGCCUCGCCCCCGCUGCCGGUGCCGGGCGCGGAGGCCGAGCUGGUCCGAGCCUUCCACAAACAGGCCUUCGACUACAUCUCCGUCGCCCUGCGCAUCGACGAGGACGAGAAAGGACAAAAGGAGCAAGCUGUGGAAUGGUAUAAGAAAGGUAUUGAAGAACUAGAAAAAGGAAUAGCUGUCAUAGUUACAGGACAAGGCGAACAAUGUGAAAGAGCUAGACGCCUUCAAGCUAAAAUGAUGACUAAUUUGGUUAUGGCCAAGGACCGUUUACAACUUCUAGAGAAGCUGCAACCAGUUUUGCAAUUUUCCAAAUCACAAACAGACGUCUAUAAUGACAGUACUAACUUGACAUGCCGUAAUGGACAGCUCCAGUCAGAAAGUGGAGCAGUUCCAAAAAGAAAAGAUCCCUUAACACACCCUAGUAAUUCGCUGCCUCGUUCAAAGACAGUUAUGAAAGCUGGAUCCACAGGUCUUUCAGGCCACCACAGAGCACCCAGUUGCAGUGGCUUAUCCAUGGUUUCUGGAGUGAGACAGGGCCCUGGUCCUGCAACUGCCACUCAUAAGAGUACACCAAAAACAAAUCGAACAAAUAAACCUUCAACCCCUACAACUGCUGCUCGUAAAAAGAAAGACUUGAAGAAUUUUAGGAACGUGGACAGUAACCUCGCUAACCUUAUAAUGAAUGAAAUUGUAGACAAUGGAACGGCUGUUAAAUUUGAUGAUGUAGCUGGUCAAGAAUUAGCAAAACAAGCAUUACAAGAAAUUGUCAUUCUUCCUUCUCUGAGGCCUGAGUUGUUUACAGGGCUUAGAGCUCCUGCCAGAGGAUUGUUACUCUUUGGUCCACCUGGAAAUGGGAAAACAAUGCUGGCUAAAGCAGUAGCUGCAGAAUCUAAUGCAACCUUCUUUAAUAUAAGUGCUGCAAGCUUAACUUCAAAAUAUGUGGGAGAAGGAGAGAAGUUGGUGAGAGCUCUUUUUGCUGUGGCUCGAGAACUUCAACCUUCAAUAAUUUUUAUAGAUGAAGUUGAUAGCCUUUUGUGUGAAAGAAGAGAAGGAGAACAUGAUGCUAGUAGACGCCUAAAAACUGAAUUUCUAAUAGAAUUUGAUGGUGUACAGUCUGCUGGAGAUGACAGAGUACUUGUAAUGGGUGCAACUAAUAGACCACAAGAGCUUGAUGAGGCUGUUCUCAGGCGUUUCACCAAACGGGUAUAUGUGUCUUUGCCAAAUGAGGAGACACGACGACUUUUACUAAAAAAUCUAUUAUGUAAACAGGGAAGCCCAUUGACCCAAAAAGAACUAGCACAACUUGCUAGAAUGACUGAUGGAUACUCAGGAAGUGAUCUAACAGCUUUGGCAAAAGAUGCAGCUCUGGGUCCUAUCCGAGAACUGAAACCAGAACAAGUGAAGAAUAUGUCUGCCAAUGAGAUGAGAAAUAUUCGAUUAUCUGACUUCACUGAAUCCUUGAAAAAGAUAAAACGCAGCGUGGGCCCUCAAACCUUAGAAGCAUACAUACGUUGGAACAAGGACUUUGGAGAUACCACUGUUUAAGAAAAUACCUUUGUAAGCCUGCAGAACAUUUUCUUAUCAAGGGAGAAACACACCAUCUUCAGUGAAUAGUUAUCAGCUACAGAAACUCAGCCUAAGUUUACAGGACUUUUUAGAGUCUUAUAAUUAUUUAUGCAUCCCAGAAGAUAAACCAUAAAACAAAUUUAAAUAAAAUAUACAAUGCAAAUGGAAUAUUUUGUUUAAGGCCUUCUUGCCUUGAUAGUAAUCGCUAUCCCGAUGGGCAGGGUAAGUUGGAGCACAAUAAACACUGGUUCUUGUCUUCUUUACCAAUUUAAUCAGAAUGUAAAUAAUAAUUUAUAUAUGUGUUACAGAUGAAAGUAUUCAGAGACAGUAAAGGGUGAAAGACACAACAGCCAUUGGUUGUCUUCUGAUGUCUUUUUUUAAAAUAGUAAUUUUUCCCAUUUUCCUCUCCUACUGUUGUCUGUACUAUGGGUGAUUGGAAUGCCAAACAUUUUCUUUUUUUUCCCUUUUCUUUUUACAAAUUGUGUGCCAAAUGAAACUUUUUUCUGUGUAACAGAAAUAGGAAAAAGGAUUUUGAAGGCUUUUUCUCCAUAAAACUACAGACAUUAAACAAUUGUGUUCUUUUCACUUUUUUAUUUUUCUAGUUCCUUUCUACCAAACAAUUUAUAAAGUAAUAUGAGAGCAACAAAAUAAGUCUAAUAAAAGAGGAGAAAUUUGCAAGUUUUGAGUCACUCUGUCAUACAACAUGAUCAAUCCUUGUGUGACCACAGUACUUUUUUUUAAAAUAUAUUUGCCAGAAAUCUAUUGAGACUGUUAACUUAUUCCUAAUGGAAUUUAUUUCCUGCUAGAAUUAUCCUAAUACUUAAGAAAACCAAUUUUAACAGCUGUAAAAGUGGUUCCUGUGUGAGAGAAGGGAAGUACUGGGAGCUAAGACAUUUCUAAUUCAUGAUUACUACUUUCUUACUGUUUACAGGAUAAUGAUAAGCCAGUGGAUCUACCAUCUUUUAUUCUUUAUAAUCAUUAAUCCCUUCAAUGAAACUUUAAAAGUUACUGAAUUUUUAUAAAUUGCAUACAUUUUGUAGGUUUCUUGUGCUCACUUUGUUAACAAACAACUUGUAGUCUGUUAAUCUGCCUUUUGUUCCCCCAAAAUGUACAGUAAUUCCAUUUCUUAUUUGUAUAAGUAUGCCUGAAUUUUUAUUAUAAAAAUGUCAUUGUAGGAAGUAGAAAUUCGUUAUGACCUUUUAAAUAUUGUAAUAAAGGCAAAUUGAUAUUUGCCCUUAGUUUACUGGUUAAAAGUUUGUUUACAGAAAUUUUCUUUGGUGCUUUUGUGUAAAAUGCCGUGGGUGGAAAGAAUAGUUUUAUAGUAGGAACAAAGAUUUUUUUUCAUUUGGGAAAAAUAUCUUUGGUUUUGAGAGAACAAAUUAAAACCUUGCCCCUGCUAGAUAAGAAUUUUAUAAUGAAGAUACACAUUCUUUUUUUUUUUUUUUUUAACAUUCUUCUUAGUUUUACUCUUACUCUUGGUAAAAUUUGACCAAGUUUUAUUUUAAGCUGUGUUUCUUUCAUAGAAGGACCGUGAAAAUAGAAUAAUGAUAAUAGUAGAAGGUGUAAGGGGUUGGUUCGGUCUUUUUCAAUAUAGAAGUUGCUGAGAUUUUUAAAAUUAAUAUUAGACUUAGAUUGUAACCUUUUAGAUUUUGCAUUGAACUCUGUGUCACUUCCUAAAAGGUAAUGCUUAAACAUUAAAUUAUAUUGUGCUCUUCAUGUUAAUAAGGCAUAGUUUUGUAAGCUAAAUUAAAACUUACUGAUGCCUGGCCA
This is a messenger RNA of Myotis myotis, 3886 nucleotides long. RefSeq names its product spastin (gene SPAST). Bases 254 to 2095 code for a protein of 613 amino acids. Gene Ontology annotation, cellular component: microtubule cytoskeleton. Gene Ontology annotation, molecular function: ATP hydrolysis activity; microtubule severing ATPase activity; ATP binding. The record is from RefSeq and is a predicted model, not a curated record. Lineage: Eukaryota; Metazoa; Chordata; Mammalia; Chiroptera; Vespertilionidae. The transcript is spliced from 17 exons.